Rhinichthys klamathensis goyatoka is the source of this 1126-nucleotide messenger RNA. RefSeq names its product phosphatidylinositol-4,5-bisphosphate 4-phosphatase 1b (gene pip4p1b). Gene Ontology annotation, biological process: phosphatidylinositol dephosphorylation. Gene Ontology annotation, molecular function: phosphatidylinositol-4,5-bisphosphate 4-phosphatase activity. Lineage: Eukaryota; Metazoa; Chordata; Actinopteri; Cypriniformes; Leuciscidae. The record is from RefSeq and is a predicted model, not a curated record. The coding region runs from base 151 to 945 and encodes 264 amino acids. Gene Ontology annotation, cellular component: plasma membrane; lysosomal membrane; late endosome membrane. The transcript has 7 exons.
UCGACUUCCUGGUAGCAGAAAUCAUGUGAUUAUGUGACGCUUCCUGGAGAAGCUUUACUUUCACGUAUCACUUUUGCUCUUCGUGAGAAUAUUUACCAGCAGCAAACAUCCACAGCGUGCUUUUUUUGCGGACUUGUGCUCGUUUACGACAUGGCUGACGGUGAGCGAUCGCCUUUGCUGUCGGACAGUCGCGAUGGAAUGAACGGGCUGUCACCGGUAGAUGAGACCUACCGACCGCUGACAAAACCAGAGAAUUUCCCAGCGUUCCCGUCAGCUCCUCCCUCGUCGAUGCUGGGAGAGGCUCCUCCACCGUACUCCCCGCUGGGCUCUCCGGAGAGCGGCAGCGCUUCUGUCAUCGGCUGCAGAGUGUGUCAGUCGCUUAUUAGUGUGGAGGGCAAAAUCCACCAGCAUGUGGUCAAAUGCGGAGUCUGCAAUGAGGCUACACCCAUAAAGAAUGCUCCAGCAGGAAAGAAGUAUGUGAGGUGUCCGUGUAACUGUCUUCUCAUCUGCAAAGUUACCUCGCAGAGGAUCGCCUGCCCUCGACCUUACUGUAAGCGAAUUAUCAAUUUAGGUCCAGUUCAUCUGGGUGCAGGAAGUCCGAAUCCUCAGCCUAGCGGUGCCAGAGUUUCCUGUGGCCACUGUGCAAACACUUUUCUGUGGACAGAAUUUACAGAUCGGACAUUGGCUCGGUGUCCACACUGCAGAAAAGUCUCAUCGAUCGGCCAGAGGUACCCUAGAAAGCGGAGUUUGAAAUGCUUCAUGUUGUGUUUGAUCUUCAUCAUAACGACUGCGGGAUUGAUUGCUGGUACGUGGUGGAAUGCACGGACAUAUAAGGGGAUUUAUGUAUCCUGGGUGUUCUUCAUUCUCCUGGUGCUGAUCACUUUGGUCAGAGCCCUACAUUGGGCCUGCAUGAAAAUCAGUGAACCACUCCACAACUACUCAUAGAAGAGAGCAAGGAGGAGCAGGAGGUCGAGAUGGAGUGUAGACGAGAAUAAGUCCAAGUGAAAAAGAAAACUGAGCCAAAAGGGAUGUUAAUGGAGAGAUGCUCUGUCUAAAUGGGUGAAGAACUGUCAGUAAAAAUCCAUAUUUCCCCCUAAAAUCAAUGCAAAAUAAAGUUCAAUAGGCC